Molecule: messenger RNA, 3277 nt
Organism: Marmota monax (woodchuck)
Lineage: Eukaryota; Metazoa; Chordata; Mammalia; Rodentia; Sciuridae
Gene: Trim65
Product: tripartite motif containing 65
Exons: 6
Coding region: 408-1964 (518 amino acids)
Biological process (GO): positive regulation of autophagy
Molecular function (GO): zinc ion binding; protein binding
Source: RefSeq, a predicted model, not a curated record
CAGUCUGGCAAGUGCCUGGGAACACAGUUCCAGGAAAAAGUGCAACAGCGUCUCCGCUCUGGAGGGAGCAUUUAUUGAGCUGUAGCUGUGCCCUGGGGUUCUUAUCAGGUCCCACAGGUCUAAUUUAUUUAACUGCCCAAACUUGCCGGGGGUGAAGGAGGGUCUACUCAGAUGAGGUUCCUUGAUGGCCCCUGGCCCAGAACCUCCAACCCUGGCUACGCCUAGGGAAGCGGGAGGCUGUCGGUCGGAGAAGGACCACGCAAGAGUCCGACCCGCGGUGCCCAGCACCUGCCCUAGUGGGUGCGUUGUCUUCCUGGGCAGGGUGCUGGCUCCUCCCGCGGUAGCCACGCCUGCAGCAGUCUCGGUCCCUUUAAGAGACGCCGGCCGGCCUUCCUGCUGCCUCCGCCAUGGCCGCGCUGCAGCUGGAGGACAAGCUGACCUGCGCCAUCUGCCUGGGGCUCUACCGGGACCCGGCGACUCUGCCCUGCGGCCACAACUUCUGUAGGGCCUGCAUCCAGGACUGUUGGCGCCGCUGUCAGAAAGAGUGCCCCGAGUGCCGCCAGCCCUUCCCCGAUGGCGCGGAGCUGUGCCGCAACGUGGCGCUCAGCGACCUGCUGGAGUUGCUGCGCCCCGGCGCCGGCGCGGACCCCCGUGCGGACCCCGGCGCUAGGGCGCGCUGCCCGCGCCACGGGCGUCCGCUCGAGCUCUUCUGCCGCACUGAGGGCCGCUGCGUGUGCAGCGCCUGCACCGUGCUGGACUGUGACCUCCACGAGCGGGCGCUGCUGGACGCUGAGCGCCGCGAGCGCGAGGUCCAGCUGAGAGCCAAGCUGGAGAUCACCCAGCAGCAGGCCACUCAGGCCAAGACCCAGCUCCAGGAGCUGCAGCAACAAAGCAGCCAGAUCCAGAACUCAGCCUGCAAUCUGAUCUCAGUGGUCUCUGGCAAGUUCAGCUGCCUGCUGCAGGCCCUGGAGAUACGGAGGGCCGUGGCGCUGAAAGGCAUCGAGACUGCCAAGACACAGGCACUAACACAGGCCCAGGAUGAGGAGCGGCGGCUGCACAGCCACCUGGAGGCCCUGGCUCAAUAUAGCCGCAGGGUACAGGCUCUCCUGGAGCAAGUGGAUGACCACACCUUCUUGCAGGAGUCACAGCAGCUCUUUGAGCCCCCAGAACCCCUUGGGCCGCUGACCCCUCCACAGUGGGAUGAAGACCAGCAGCUGGGUGACCUAAAGGAGUUGCUGAGCCUGCUUUGUGGCCUUCUCCUGGAAGAGGGGCACCCCUCCAGAGUGCCAGCCAAGACUGCUGACUCGGGCCCUCUGGAGGCCCCGCGUUCCCUGGCACAGGUCCCAAGCACACGCAUGCUGUGUCCGCUGAGGAGGGAACUCUGGCAGAAUUAUCGCAAUCUCACCUUUGACCCAGAUAGUGCCAAUCGCCACUUCCUCCUGUCCCACCAGAACCAGCAGGUGAAGCACCAUCGCCAGCCCCAGGGCCCAGCCCAGCCAGGGAACUUUGAGCUCUGGCAGGUGCAGUGUUCCCAGAGCUUCCAGGCUGGACGGCACUACUGGGAGGUGCGUACUUCUGGCCACUCAGUGACCCUGGGUGUCGCCUACCCAGAACUGAUGCGACGCAAGCAGGGAACCCACACAGACAACAUCGGCCGUGGACCCUCGUCCUGGGGCCUUUGCGUACAGGAAGACAGCGUCCAGGCCUGGCACAAGGGAGAGGUCCAGCGCCUCCCCAGCUUGUCUGGGCGGCUGGUGGGCAUGGAUUUGGACCUGACCUCAGGCUGCCUUGCUUUCUACAGCCUGGAGCCGCAGACUAAGCUCCUGCACACCUUCCAUGCCCUCUUCAACCGGCCCCUUUGCCCCGUUUUCUGGCUCCUGGAGGGGAGGACCCUCACCCUGUGCCAUCAGCCUGGAGCCGAGCUCCCUCCAGGGUCCCAGGAAAAGAGCUCAGGUCUCAGCUGAGGAAGGCACAGGGUGGAACUCUUGGCUAUGGACAGGUACCACUGUGCCUCGUAUGCCUAGGUGCAGGCCAGCCUCUGACCUGGGGACCUGAGGCCAGAGUCUAAAACAACAAGGUAUUGGCCUCUGUUGAGUCAGAGGGAGGCAAUGGGGAGCCCCAACCGAGUUUCCUUUCUAGCUACUUUGAAGGGAACAGGGGCCAGAAGGGGAUGAAAUAGGAGACCCUAUCCCCGAGCAGAACCUAGUUCUUAGCAUUACCUGGGCCUGGCACACUAGAGCAGCGCGCGUGUAGCCUUCCAGGAGAGCAUGUGGGACCAAAUAAGAUCUAUCAGCCCUAGUUUACCUGCCAGGAGACCAUGCAGAUGGAAGGAUCGGUCAGCACGUGGGCAAGUGAGCCACAAACGACUCCAAGAAACAUUCUAAUGACUCAAAUUUAUUUUCCCAUUAUUGAACAUUUAAAUUGUUUUAUUUUUGGCUAUAAAAGUAUUGCUGAUGAAUACUUUUAGCAGGAAUUUUUGGCCAUAUUUAUGGUUAGGCUAAAUUCCUAAAGUAAACUUAUUUGUCAUUAACACAAUGAGUAUUUAUUUAUUUAUUUAUUUAUUUAUUGUUCCCAGGGUCACUUUAACCACUGGGUCAUAUCCCCAGCCCUUUUUAUUUUGAGAGUCCCACUAAAUUGCUUAGGGACUCACUAAGUUGCUGAGACUGGCUCUGAAACUUGUGUUCCUCCUGCCUCAGCCUCCUGAACUGCUGGGAUUACAGGUGUGUACCACUGCGCCCAGCUCAGGUAAUGAGCAUUUGAAUUUUUUUUAUAGGUAAGGCUGCAGUGAAGCAGCCUUGAGCCACAUGACUGCCCCCCACCGUCACUGACCAGCCAGGUGACUUAGGCAAGUUGGCAUGACAGGUACUCCAACUCUCAUUAACCCAACCUGUGGGUUAUGGGAAUCAGAUGUAUGGUGGGUGUAGGUGUUGGCAAGUGUGAACUCCUUUUGUUUCAGUGUGGAUUUUGCUAUUCCAGAACAUGUUUCCAUGAAGAUGUUUGUUAUUUGUGCUCAUUUCCAAAAAGGGGAUGCUAGACUGUUGGCAGUUUUUGCUUUGUUUCUCUGGGCUGGGGAUGGAUGGAACCCCAGACCUUGUGCAUGCUAGGCAAAUGCUCUACCACUGAGCCACAUACUCAGCCCAAUGUAAUUUUUUUUUUUUUUACUUGAAAUGUUCUACUUUCAUGGUCUGGGUGGUGUUUACAAGGGUGUUUGCUUUUUUAAUUUUUUUAAACCCUUUGCUGUGUUUUAUAUACUCAUAAAUAAACAUUUCACAAUAAA